This is a messenger RNA of Vitis vinifera (wine grape), 1072 nucleotides long. Its product is annotated as S-adenosyl-L-methionine-dependent methyltransferase-like. Lineage: Eukaryota; Viridiplantae; Streptophyta; Magnoliopsida; Vitales; Vitaceae. The transcript has 8 exons. Gene Ontology annotation, molecular function: S-adenosylmethionine-dependent methyltransferase activity. The record is from RefSeq and is a predicted model, not a curated record. The coding region runs from base 108 to 812 and encodes 234 amino acids.
CACAAAAAUGAGGCCCAAAAUCUUCCUCAUCAAACGCAUCGUUUUGCCUGAAACGACUGUAAUGCCCUUUGCAGCGCCAUCCCUGUCCUAUAGCCUUUGACUGAUUGAUGAGAAUGGGGAGGACAAUGCAGGCCUACGGAGAGCCAUCUUACUGGGACGAGCGAUACUCCCACGAGUCAGGGCCGUUCGAUUGGUACCAGAAGUACAACGCCUUGGCUCCACUCCUCCAUCUAUACAUUCCUCUUCAUCACCGAGUCCUCGUCGUCGGAUGUGGCAACUCUGCGUUCAGUGAAGGCAUGGUUAAUGAUGGUUACAAAGAGGUUGUGAACAUUGAUAUAUCGUCUGUGGUGAUCCAAGCUAUGCAGCGGAAGUACAGUGAUCGUCCACAGCUGAAAUACAUUAGAAUGGAUGUCCUUGAUAUGAGUGGUUUUCAAACAGGGUCCUUCGAUGCUGUGGUUGACAAAGGAACUCUAGACUCCCUUUUGUGUGGAAACAACUCACGGCAACUUGCUGUAAAAAUGCUCAAGGAAGUUGAGAGGGUCCUCAAGAAUAAAGGAGUAUAUAUGCUGAUCACAUAUGGAGCUCCAAUUUAUCGGUUGCGUUUGUUGAGAGAUUCAUGCUCAUGGACAAUAAAGCUUCAUGUGAUAGAGAAGUUUAUGUUGGAAGCAAAAACUGAACAUCAGACAUGGGAGCUGACUAAUCCCGUUCCACUGGAUGAUGAAGGAAGCUCGGUGGAAGCAGUUCUUGGAAAGAAUCCGGAUGUCCAUUAUAUCUACAUCUGCAUUAAGGUCAGCAAGCAAUUUCUCUUUUAAGUUUUAAACACUUCUAGUUUCUUUGGGGCCUCAUUCUCUAGCUUGAGAGGACCUAUUGCUUGAAGUUAUUUACUUAUGCACCUUUUUAUUUCCUGUUUCUAGGAUGAUUCUUGAAGGCCAGGCGUGAAGCAUGAAUGACAGUUAAGGAAGAUGAAUAUCUCCAACCCUUUGUACGGUUGUCCUCUGUAUGCUACUUUAAAAAUUUGAAAUCACCAAAUUAUGUUGGAAGUUGCAUUUAAUAAAUACCACCUUUUUGAGCA